AUGCCUGAGGCAAGAAUUGAAACAGUUCCCAUCCUCCGCAAUGGUGGCCGCGGCAGAGGCCGCGGCCGCAACUCCAAUGGUCGUAACACCAACGCCAACAGGAACAACCAGCGCGAAGAUGAUGGCUCCCCCAGCAGGAAACGAACUGCCUUUGAUCCAUCCGCGAUCAAUCCUCAGACAUACCAACCCGAUGCAACACAAAAGGACUCACGAGUGGCCCCACUGCAAGCCGCCCUGAAUUUCCUACAUGGCACCACUGCGACGCUCCAUGAGGCAUACCACCGUACUGUCAACAAAGUAGGAGAGGAAUUUAUCAAAGCCUUUGCGGCACACCAGCGCAACAAGGACACUCUCGACGGUAUGAUUGAUGGCAACAACCAAACCGGGGAAUUGACCCCGUCCCGGAUUCCAAAAUCAGUCGAUAUCAAAUUCGAACUGAAGGCUGGCAAUCCAGCAAUGGAGAGCGAUGAGAGCUUCCAAGCUCUCCAACAAGAAUCCACACAAGCUGUUGAACUCUACAAACAAACCCAAGCAAAAAUUCUCAUUCGAAAGAAACAACUGGACGUCCAAUAUGCUCAAAAGGCCAUAGCCGAGUCCCUGGCUAGAGGCCUUCUGUCCAUCGCCAAUGGCCACAAGGUCAUCUGCGGCAGAGAGAAUCUCAAUGGCCAUGCAAUUGUCAACACCAUCUUGGAGGCACACCAUGAGGUGUUGCUCGAACACACUGGCAUUGACCUAGCAACCUUUAGAACAAUAUACAUUAACGUCCAAGGUCUCGCAACACUGCCUGAUCCAUUACCAGUAACUGAUAUUCAGCAUCAGCCUCAGCCACCAGUGGCACCCGCCAACACAUGCGCCUGUCCAGCCAGCAGAGCCCCUGGCUCCCCACCUGCAGGGGCCCUAUUCCAUCGACCAACUGACUGCUGUCUCCAGCUACAGCGACCUCGAGGCCACCCAGGAACACAUUCAGCGAUGCCUAGCCGCUGA
Messenger RNA from Seminavis robusta, 984 nucleotides. Lineage: Eukaryota; Bacillariophyta; Bacillariophyceae; Naviculales; Naviculaceae. The record is from the annotation of a GenBank genome assembly.